Messenger RNA from Mercenaria mercenaria, 710 nucleotides. Its product is annotated as complement C1q-like protein 4. NCBI's taxonomy places the organism in Eukaryota, Metazoa, Mollusca, Bivalvia, Venerida, Veneridae. Bases 33 to 674 code for a protein of 213 amino acids. The transcript has 2 exons. Gene Ontology annotation, molecular function: protein binding. The record is from RefSeq and is a predicted model, not a curated record.
AAAUUUCGUCACUCAAUAGGAGAAUAAACGAAAUGGAAAAAGAUUUUCUAAAAAGAGAAACUGAUUUGUUGCAGGAAAUAAAUCAACUGAAAGACAAAUACGGGGACGACGGCAUUACACUUGAAGAAGACCAAGAAAACGAGGAUGCACAAAACGGUUAUACCGAAUUCAUACAGCAUAGUGAAAAGGAGGAUACACGUUCUCCACUUAAAGAAAGAAGGUCUUCGAUAGUGCGGGAAGCAGUCGAGACAGAAGUAGCCUUCUACGCAACACACACACAGCAUGACAUCCGACACUUGGGUCAAGGACAAAUAAUUGCAUUCGAUCAAACCGUGACAAACAUUGGUAAUGCAUACAACACACACCACGGGGCUGUUGUCGCUCCAGUUGACGGCACUUACGUUUUCCAUGUGACGUUAAUGGGUACACUUCAUAACGCCUCUAACCACUAUUACACUGCAGACAUUGACGUCGACGACGUUGGUUAUUCGAAGUUCUAUAUUGUUCCAUAUGAACAAUCUUCCCACAUGUUUGUAAUUGAACUGAAGUCUGGCUCCGCGGUAUCUGUGAAGAACGGUCGAGUUGAUGAUGGCAUUAUUGGAAAACACUAUUCAGCAUUCUCAGGGUUUUUGCUAUAUCAACACUUCCAGCCCCCUGCAGUCGUUGGGAAGUGAAGAAUUUCUGUUUAAAAGAUCGGAAAUAAAAUUGUA